This is a messenger RNA of Polistes dominula (European paper wasp), 6362 nucleotides long. RefSeq lists its product as uncharacterized. The record is from RefSeq and is a predicted model, not a curated record. Gene Ontology annotation, molecular function: chitin binding. Lineage: Eukaryota; Metazoa; Arthropoda; Insecta; Hymenoptera; Vespidae. Gene Ontology annotation, cellular component: extracellular region.
UCGAGAAUUUUCGUCUUAACUUUUUUUUUUCUUUCUUUUUUUUUUUUUUUACUUCAAAACGAAAACGUCGUAACGAAGGUUGAGAAGUAGCAAAGGGGGGAGGGGAUUUUUUAAAAGAUUAUUGAAAAUUGUUGUUUAAAAAAAUAAAAUGUUGCAGUUGUGUAUUUGACAGAUUAAAUUAUUAAAUUAAAUCGUAUUUGGUAUUGAAUUAUAUAUAAUUUUAAAAACGUUUCGUUGAUUUGUCUAAGAUCAGAAAAAUAAAAAAAAUAAAAAAAUAAAAAAAAUAAUAAAAAGAAAAAAAAAUAAGAAAAAAAGAAAAUAGAACAAAAAAAAAAAGAAAGAAAUUCAUAAUGAGAGCUCAUAUGUGCGGCGUGGAUUGGUCGAUCAACAACGUGUGCGAGUUGACGGGUCUCGAUGGAGAAUGAUAGUUCAACGGAUAACACGGAUAUCUGUUGAAGAGGAUCCUUUCGCAACAUCUACGAUCGGAGGAUACAUCUCCAGAAGAGAUUUCUGAUUAUCGGAAUACGAGUUACGGGUCGAAGGAAUCAUUGAGCAGCCAUGAACUUUGCGCUGCAUGGACUUCUACUACAGGCUUUCUUGUCAGUUUUGAACUUCCGGCAUGGCUUACCUCCGUGCAGCGCAAGUGAAGCUAUCAAGUACUUGGAUUUCCAUAAUCUGCCGGAUACUAACUUUUCGUGCCAAGGAAAAGUGAUUGGUGGUUAUUAUGCGGACAUCGAAACUGGAUGUCAGAUGUUUCAUGUAUGCACAAUCGGUCAGAAAGACGAGAUUAUGGAUAUAAGGUUCCUUUGUUUGAAUGGAACCAUCUUCGAUCAAGAGACUAGAGUCUGCGAACGUGUCGACGAAGUUGAUUGCAGCAAGAGCGAACAGUUUUAUAAUCUUAAUUUGGAGCUCUAUGGAAACAAUGCCGUCACUUUUGGCUUACAUGAGAAUGAAGAAGAAGAUAAUCCCUCAGAAUCCGUGGAAAAUAGUCAACGUACUACCUCUGCACAUCCUACCGGUGGCACAACAACAACAACAACAUCACGACCAAGUAAACCAUCAACAACAACAGCUAGAGGUUCAUAUUCAACUGGAUAUCCACAGCAACAAUUUAGACAAGGAUAUCAUCAUCAAUACAUUCUUCACAAUGAUGAUAGAAAUGAUAAUCAAGCAACUUCCUAUCAAUUGUUUAGUAAUCAAGGUGUUAGUUCAACAACUGUACAAGAAGUACCUCAAGCUCAUCAAAUUAGAUUCAGUUCAACUGCAAAUCCACAAAUCAUUCGUAAUGAACAAUCAACCAUAUCACCGAUCUAUCAUAUCACAUCUUCGACUAUCCAAACAUUAUUGGAUAGAAAUCCGAGCAAUUCAGCAUUGAUUAAUCCAAUAUAUAAUAAUCAUGGAAUUGUCAGCACUACGGAAUCAUUUAAUGUGCAUAAUCCUAGAGAUACGUCAGAGUAUCGUGACAAUGAACAUCGUAAGCAUCCUUUAGAAGCUAUACAAUCAACCAAUCAAGGAAAGGUAUCAAAAUUAACAAUAUCACCAGUACCUUCUCAAGAGGAACCAAAAGAUAGUCAAGCUUCUCAACAACAAAGAAUUUCGUCGAAUUUUCUUCCUACUCCAGCUAGCGUGGAAACAACGAUUAAAUCAUUUUAUCCAACUCCAAGGACAUCACCGAAACCUUCAGUAUCAACAUCUUCUAAUGGUCAAAUUACUCAACAUAUUCACGUGCCACCUCCUAUUCCGGUUCCACAAUUGAAACCGCAUCAUAUCACUAUAAAUCUACCACCACCGGAUAUUCAGAGGAUUAUACAAAACCCACCACCACCUUUGUUACCUUCCCAAUCUCGCGUCAUUGUUACUGCUAAAGCUAGCGUUAGCGAUGAAACAGGAAGACCACUUAACACUACACAAUUAGUGACUAUACCUCUUCCUACUAUUCCAGCUACUUAUGAUGAUUAUAAAGAAGGUGAUGAAUCCUUUGAUCCAUUUUAUCGCGAUGUACCUAAACUUCGCAAUCAUCGUCGUGCGGUUAUACGCAAAGUUAUUAAAAAUCAUAGAAGAAAAAGAUCAGUCAAGCAACUUGAUAAUCCAGCUAUUCGUAUCAACACGAAUCUUAAUUCAAGAGUUGUAAGUGUACAUCCAUUAAAUACAAAUUUAAGACAAUUAAGGCAUACUAGUAAAUUUGAUGAUACUCAAUUAAAAGAAGAUGAAACAAUUAAUAAAAAAAAUGUUAAACAAAGAUCUAUUAUUAAAAUGAAAAAUGAUCAUAAUGUUGAUGAUUCAGAAACGAAUGCUUCUUAUCACAUAAAUUUAAAUUCAGAAGAAGAAGAAAAGGAUAAUGAUGAUGAUGAUGAUGAUGAAGAAGAAGAAGAAGAUAAUGAUCAAGAUGAGAAAGUAUCUGAACAUGAUCAAAAAGAAUCAGAAGAAAAUGUUGAAUCUGGUAUAGAAAUAUUGGAUCUUAAUGAGUAUACAGAUUCUGAAACAGAUACAAAUGUAGAUCAAACAACUGAAUCAAUCAUACUGAUUAACAAUACUGAUACAAAUGGUAAUACCUUUGAAGUAACAUGGUUUACAGAUAAUAUUACUAAAACUGUAGAAAAUGCAGACUCACAGAUAAUUGCAUACAACAUUUCAGAUAAAUCCAAUAAAAAUAAAGAGGAAACAGAAAUUGACAUAAUUUCUGAUAUGAAAAAUGAUGAUGAUGGUAAUAAAAAUAUAGAUAAAGUGUCAUCGAGAAGUAAAAUCACCAAACCUGUCGACACUGUUACAGUUUCUAGUAUUUUGUCUACAAAUAAAAAAGAACAAAGUAAACAAGAACAAGUUUCUAAAUAUAAUGUAGAAGAUAAAGCAACAGAUGAUGAUGAUAAAGAUUAUAUGUAUGAUGAAGAAAAAGAUGAAAUGGAACAUAAUUCAGAUAAGAUAGAUAAAACAUCUAAUAAUGAGAAAAUAAUAGAAGAUUUAAUUACAACUACUGAAAUUGAUAAUUCUAGAACUGAUACUUCAACGAAAAAACUUCAUUCGAGAAUAUCUAGAAAAAAAAUGUCUGCAAAACGGAAACAUCAGAAAGAAAAUGAUAGUAUGAUUGAAAUGAUUGAUCCUGAAAAUACUGAAGAACGAGUCUCGACCAAUACAUCUACCUCUAAUUUGGAAACAGAAAUUAAAGAACCAGAUAAUCAUGAUUCGAAUAAAUCAGAUAAACCAGAAGUAAAAGAAAUGGAUACUGUGAUAAAGUAUAGUUCUAAAUUUGCAAAAGAUUUAACAUCGAAUAAAGAAAGUGUUGGUAGAAAACGUACACAAAUUAACAACGUAGUCAAAUAUGAAUCUGAAGAAAGGAAUGUAGAUAAUUUAGGAAAAGUAAAUAAUUCUAGUAAAUAUCAAUUGAUGAACGAUCAGGAAGCAUUAGAAUCAUCUAAUGAAAAUAUUGAAAAUAAGACAGAUGAAUUGAAUACGUUUGUAAGCAAUAUAGAAACUACAGAACCAAUUAAUGUUUCUUUAGAACAUUUUGAAGAAAAAGUAGAUAUCAUUGAUAAAAAAAUCAAUUCUUAUACAAAAGAGAUUUCGGUUGAACAAUAUCAAACUACGAAUGAUGUAUCGACGACCAAUGGUAAGAAUAAAAAAUUGGAUAAAACUUUGAGCGAAAAUUCAGAUGACAACGAUGACGAUGACGAUGACGACGAUGAAAAUGAUCGUUUAAAAAAUAAAAAACGUUUGCAAGAAGAAGAAGAAAGAUCGAAUUUAGAAGAAAAUUAUUCGUUGGAAAAAAUUUAUCAUAAAAGUAAACAUAAAAAUGUAACGCACGUUGACGAACAAGAAUUUCAUCAAAUGCAUGAACAUUCUACGAUGGAAAAUUUAGAAAGUAUAGUUUCAAACGACGAUUUUCCUGAAUAUGAUUAUUCUAUGAAUGCAUCAGAUUAUGAUUGGGAUAAUUUAUACGACUAUACUGAAUCUGAUGACAUAGAAGAUGUUACCACUUUGAUAGAAUCUGACAAUCACGAACAAAUAACGGAAUCAUAUGAAACUGUAACUGAAUCUGUUGGAGUGAAAGAUUUUAAAACAGUUGAACAGGAAGACAGUACAACGGGUGUUCUGAAAUUUAUCGACGAGUUACCAAAUAUUAAUAAAACGGAAAGUAGUACGGAAAAAAAAAUAGUUUCUGUUGAACCUUCUGAACAAGAUUAUGUUGACGAUAAUUACGAGCCACUUAACUACAAGGAACAAGAAUCUAUGGUUAAUACUGAAAAUCCAAGUGAUGAUAAGAUUGAAAAAGAUAUUAAAGUUGUAACUGUCGAUGAAAAGUUAUCAGAUAAUGCAGAUGACAUUAAAACAGAUGAUAUUAAAUUAGAGGAAGACAAAUCAAUGCAAGAAAAUGUUAAAGAAUUUGACAAAUUUGUUGAAAAUAAGGAACAACAUUUGACUACUACAUCAACUUCAAAGACCACGUUAGAGACAAUAACUUUAUCCACAUUGAUAUCAUCAACAUUACCACCGAGUACAUUAUCAGCAACAUCUUUGCCACCAAUUACAACUUUGCUAACAACAACGACAGUUCCAACAACGAUUGUACAAACGACUGUUCCAACAACGAUUGAACAAACGACUGUUCCAACAACGAUUGAACAAACGACUGUACAAACAACUGUUCCAACAACAACUGUACCAACUACAACUAUACCAACUACAACAACAACCACAACUCCCCGUUCUGUACCUAAUCUGUUCAAACCAUUUUCACUUAGAAAAAAUUACAAUUACAUUCCUCCAACAACAACACCUAAUCCAGUAAUCAUUAAAACUAGAUUGCCUUUGUUUAAUCCAAAACCAGCCAAACCACCUAAAUCUUAUAACGAAUUAGUACCAAAGCCAGUUAUUAGAAAACUUACUUUACCAACUCGAAGACCACCCACUACCACAUCUACAAGUACUACAAAAAGAAGCGAAGAAUUAAAUAAUAUUGAAAGCACAACAAGCGCUAUGGAAAGAAGCGAAGAAUUAAAUAAUCUUGAAAGUACGACAAAUGCUAUGAAAAGAAGCGAAGAAUUAAAUAAUAUUGAAAGUACGACAACAAAAAUGUUAGAUAAUUUAAACGUAACUCAGAUUCUUACUUUAUCUACUGAUAGUAAAGAUUCACAAUCUUUGAAUUCAAAUAUUGAAAAUUUCACUUCGUAUCCUUUGUCAAGAUUAUCAACGCUUUCCAUAGCAGCAGUAGGUGUUACUUCUUCUAGUAGUGAUACAAGUAACAUUUCAGAUACUACAGAAACAAGUACAAGUGAUACGGAUAUAACAAAUGAAGAUAUCAUGGAUGUUUCAACCAUACCAACAAUUAUUCCUACUUUAACAGAAAAGGAAUAUACGGAUAAAAAUAAGCAUACAGAAACUAAGGAAACUACAACUCCCAUUAGUACUAGCUAUUAUCUUCAUGAUAUAACAGUUGCCACAACAACUGAAAAUAUACGUUCAAUAAAUCAUCCAAUAUCAACGCCUAGUACAACUCUAAUUGACAGAAUCGAUAAAAUUCCAUCAUUCGAAUCAACUAAGCGAUUGAAAGACAAAUCUUUCUCUAUUUCUAAAAUCUAUGGCAGUUUUAAUUGUUUGGAAAGAGAGAUGUAUAGAUUUUAUGGUGACAUGAGAGACUGCCGGUUGUUUCAUUAUUGUUCUCCCGGUUUUACUUCAAAACAAGUUUUAGAUUUUCGCUUUGUUUGCGAAGAAGGUACUAUGUUCGAUGAAGAAAGUCAAAGUUGUCGACACGAUAUUAAAAGUACCAAGUGCCCUAAUAGACUGUGGUAAAAUAAGAAAAACAUUGUCAUUUGUUUGAUUUAUGUUUUCUUUAUCGUCAAUAUUUCUCCGUCCCAUAUUAUCUUGUGCUAUUGAUUUUAAUAAUUAGUGAAUCCUUAGGACUCCUUUAAUAUAUUUAUAAUUUUAAUUUAAUACACGUAAGAUCCCUCUAGAAGGAGAAUCCUUCUUCUAAGCAUUAGCCAUAACUGUGAGUAAAUGCGUUGGAUUCACACUUAUUAAAAUUAAUGCUAUCUCUGAUAUAUAUGUAAUAUGCGUUUAUAAAUUAUAUAUUAUCGUAAUGAAGAAAAACAUCAUAUCAAAUUAAAGAUUUUCAACAAGUGAUAUACGUAAUACCCAUUUUAAUGAGAUUUUUACUCGACUUUUUGAUUGAGUAAAGUAUUCGUGAGAUUUUAGAUGUUAAUGACUGAAGGAUAUCGGUUCCUAUGCUGCAUAGGCAAUGGUUUGUAAAAGGAUGUAAAAUUGUUUAUAUUUGAUAUUUAUGAAUAUGCAAGUACAUGUGAUAACAUAAUUGCUUUAUUAAAAAAUACCGUUAUUUCUUUCAUAUCUUUUAUUUUCUUUUUUUUUUUCUA